GCCCCUCACACUUCACACAUUGUUCUGUGUCCAGCUGUGCCUUGUUCUUCUGUGGGCUGAGAUGACGACAGAAAGUAGUGAGGGGGUGGAGAGAGAGAGAGAGAGUCAGAGCAGUAGGCUCAGUCUGUGUUAGCAUCUCACUGUGAUGCCAAUGUGUGAAGCUUGAGGUAUUGCGUCCUGUUAUACGGCCUAAAUAGAAAAUCCAUUUCCCAAGAUGCAGUGGUGCAGGUGGGCUGGCAGCUGGAAAUCACAACUUCCAAGACAGACGGCUGAGGCGGAGAUCGAGGACUCUUUUGACUUUCUUUUUAAAAUCAUCCUGGUUGGGGACUCGGAUGUUGGGAAGACCUGUGUGGUGCAAAGCUUUAAAUCUGGCAUCUUCAUUGAGAAGCAGCAAAACACCAUUGGUGUUGACUUUACUGUUCGUACCCUGGAAAUCGAUGGCAAGAAGGUGAAGAUGCAGGUGUGGGACACUGCAGGACAGGAGCGUUUCCGCACCAUAACUCAGAGCUACUACCGCAGUGCCCACGGAGCAAUGGUGGCCUACGACAUCACACGGCGCAGCACAUUUGAAUCGGUGUCCCACUGGAUCAGGGAAGUGGAGCUGUAUGGAGCUGCCAGCGUGGUGCUGAUACUCAUUGGUAAUAAAUCAGACCUCCAUGCCAAGAGGCAGGUGCUGUUCGAGGAUGCGUGCAAUCUGGCAGAAAACAGUGGUGUGUUGGCUGCUCUGGAAACCUCAGCCAAGGAGGCCCAGAACAUAGAGGCUGCCUUCAUCCUUAUGGCUCGGGAACUGAUGGCACGCAAUGGUAUGACCAUCAUAAAUGAGGGCUCUGAAAACUCUCCUGAGUUCAUGCUGAGUAACAGCUCUCACCCAGUCCCUAGUGCUGUGGCUUCAGAUAAAAAGUGUGGGUGCUGAGAAGGCUGAAGCAGGGAGUCAUUUGAAGAGUGGUGAUUGGUGGCCUGAAUCCUCAAUUUACCUGUGUCAGAAGUUUCUCAACCAGAGAAGGAAUUUUAUUUAAAAAGAAACUUUAUGUUGCAUCAUGUGUUUGAAUACUGGUUUUGUAUGUUUUGACUUUUAAUAUUUAACAUUUUGUAAUAUUAUUCUGAGGAUAAUGAAUGUGAUGACAAACCACACCUCUGCUGGAG
Archocentrus centrarchus (flier cichlid) is the source of this 1143-nucleotide messenger RNA. It is a transcript of the gene rab19, whose product is annotated as RAB19, member RAS oncogene family. Gene Ontology annotation, molecular function: GTP binding; GTPase activity. NCBI's taxonomy places the organism in Eukaryota, Metazoa, Chordata, Actinopteri, Cichliformes, Cichlidae. The transcript is spliced from 5 exons. Bases 215 to 913 code for a protein of 232 amino acids. The record is from RefSeq and is a predicted model, not a curated record.